Messenger RNA from Colletotrichum fioriniae, 477 nucleotides. RefSeq lists its product as uncharacterized. The record is from RefSeq and is a predicted model, not a curated record. NCBI's taxonomy places the organism in Eukaryota, Fungi, Ascomycota, Sordariomycetes, Glomerellales, Glomerellaceae.
AUGCCGCCAACCACACCUCCAUCCCUUGUCCCCCGUACAACUUCCGAGACUGCCAUUCAUCCAUUACAUCUGAUCAUGUCCACGUCAGACCAACGAGCCAAGGUCCGGUGGCCGUUGAAAUUCUAUGAUGAUCUGACAGCGACAGAAAAAAGCAUCCCCGACAUCUGGAUGGAGAGACACCACGAGUGUUCUCGUUUGUGGAGUCUCAACACGGCGGAAGAGAAAGAGGCUGCAAGAGCCAAAAUUUGGGAGCUGGCAUUCACCAACUGGGACACCGAUACGCCAGUUCCUCAACCCGCUCGUGCUGUUGCUAGGAAGACCAAGGAUAGCAUAGUCAAGAUUGGAGUCUUGACAGAAGACGCCAAGCCCUCCAAGAAGAUUCAUGGGAACAGUACCAGUAUCGCCGCGUCUGACCCACGCCCUCGUCGUCCGCACUCUUGUGGUGACGACGUCUUUUUGAAGGUCGAAGUCGAUUAG